AAAAACUACAGAAGUAAAGAAAAAGAAACAGAGCGAAAAUAACAAAAGUACAAAUAAAUGCGUUUUAAAAAAAUCUAAAUCUCGAAAGUACCCCUGAUCCAGUGAUCCCUUCAAAAUCCUAAAAUUUAAUUUCUGAGCAGCCUCAAUUUCUACGUGUGGAUGGAGCUGAAGAAGCACCAAGAUCAGAGGCUCCCUGAGAGGAAGGGGCAAAAAAGGAAACUUGAAGGGGAAAUCGAGGAGGAGCAGAGAGAGAUCUCGGCGGUAGAGGAGGCCGCUGCAGCUCCCUACGGCGAGGCACGGAAAGUGAUAUUGAACGAGGUUUAUGCUCAGGUUAAUAUCCUCAACUCUACCUUCUCAUGGGACGAAGCUCAUCGCGCCACCGCCAAACGCGCUACUCACGUCCUCGCAGAACUCGCAAAAAACGAGGAAGUAGUGAACUUGAUUGUUGAAGGAGGUGCAGUUCCUGCACUGGUUAAGCAUCUUCAAGUACCACCGUCAAGUGAAAUUGAUCAUGAUAAUUCGAAGCCGUUUGAGCAUGAAGUCGAGAAAGGAAGUGCUUUUGCGCUUGGGCUGCUUGCAGUCAAGCCAGAGCAUCAGCAACUCAUUGUUGACGCUGGGGCUUUGUCACAUCUUGUGAGCUUGUUGAAGAGGCAAAGGGAUGUUGACAAGGAUGGUUCUGAUUCUCGAGCUGUGAAUAGUGUUAUUAGGAGGGCUGCUGAUGCUAUCACCAAUCUUGCUCAUGAGAACAGCAGCAUUAAAACCCGUGUUAGGAUGGAAGGUGGGAUUCCUCCUCUGGUUGAGUUGCUUGAAUUCACUGACACAAAGGUGCAAAGAGCAGCUGCUGGGGCACUUCGAACCCUGGCUUUUAAGAAUGAUGAGAACAAGAAUCAGAUUGUUGAAUGCAACGCCCUUCCCGCCCUUAUAUUAAUGUUACGAUCUGAUGCUGCUGCCAUACACUAUGAAGCAGUAGGUGUGAUUGGAAAUCUGGUUCAUUCAUCCCCAAGCAUAAAAAGAGAAGUUCUUGCUGCUGGGGCUCUCCAACCUGUUAUUGGUUUACUUAGCUCCUGCUGCUCUGAGAGCCAAAGGGAGGCUGCUUUAUUACUUGGACAAUUUGCAGCAACAGAUUCAGAUUGCAAGGUGCACAUUGUACAAAGGGGUGCUGUUCAACCUUUGAUCGAGAUGCUCCAGUCUCCCGAUGUCCAACUGAAAGAAAUGUCAGCAUUUGCAUUGGGGAGGUUGGCACAGGUUAAAAAAAUUACUCAAUUUCAGGACACGCACAACCAAGCUGGUAUAGCCCACAAUGGUGGUCUAGUACCAUUACUGAAGCUUCUGGAUUCAAGGAAUGGAUCUCUUCAACAUAAUGCUGCAUUUUCUCUGUAUGGCCUUGCAGAUAAUGAGGACAAUGUCUCUGAUUUUAUCAGUGUGGGAGGUGUUCAGAAGCUGCAGGAUGGAGAGUUUACUGUUCAGGCAACAAAAGAUUGUGUAGCCAAGACUUUGAAAAGACUGGAGGAGAAGAUUCAUGGAAGAGUUUUAAACCACUUAUUGUAUCUCAUGCGUGUAGCGGAGAAGGCUGUCCAACGACGUGUUGCUCUAGCUCUUGCACAUCUUUGUUCCCCGGAUGACCAGAGAGCAAUAUUCAUUAAUAAUUGUGGAUUGGAUUUACUCCUUGGGCUUCUUGGCUCUUCAAGCCCGAAGCAACAACUUGAUGGAGCCAUAGCUCUUUACAGGUUGGCCAACAAAGCAACGACUCUUUCUCCUGUGGAUGCGGCUCCUCCUUCUCCAACACCCCAGGUGUAUUUAGGAGAGCAGUAUGUAAACAAUGCUACAUUGUCGGACGUCACCUUUCUUGUCGAAGGUAGACGAUUCUAUGCCCACAGAAUUUGCCUGCUUGCUUCCUCAGAUGCAUUUCGGGCAAUGUUUGAUGGUGGUUACCGGGAAAAGGAUGCAAGGGACAUUGAAAUUCCAAAUAUCAGAUGGGAGGUUUUUGAGUUGAUGAUGAGAUUCAUAUACACAGGUGCAGUAGAUGUUACAUUAGGUAUCGCACAGGAUCUCCUCAGGGCUGCUGACCAAUAUCUCUUGGAGGGGCUUAAGCGACUAUGCGAGUAUACCAUAGCACAGGAUAUAACAUUGGAAAACAUUUCAAGCAUGUAUGAACUUUCGGAAGCUUUCCAUGCUAUUUCAUUGAGGCACAGAUGCAUUUUGUUUAUUUUGGAGCAGUUCGAUAAAUUGAGUGAUAAGCCCAGGCACUCUCAAUUAAUCCACCGUAUAAUACCUGAGAUUCGUGAUUACUUUGACAAAGCACUCACCAAACCUAACCAACAUAACUCUCGGCUCUAGGUGGGCUGGUUUUGAUUCUUCCUAUCUGACUAGAUAUUUUUGUACAGAAAGUGUUAGAUGUUCUCAUUGAUGCUGAGCCAUUGAAAUAUUCUAAUAGGUUGGUUAAUAGUAUGGCUCCUAAAUUCUUAAUCUUUCCUGUUGCCUGAGUUGCGUUGCAUGUUAGCACUCUGUAACUUUCCACAUUAGUUCCGCUGAGAUUGUUGAUGGAAACACGGGCCACCUCCAACAUGAUUGUGUUCAUGGAUUGCGAUGUUCUUGUAUUAUCUGAUUGGCAUUAGCGGGAGAUGCAUCUUUUUGUGCGCAAUAACAGAGUCGUUGCUUGAAGCAAAUUCUUGGCAAACUAAAAAGUAGGAAAAGAUUCCAGGUCUAGAAUCUCUUUCCUUGAAGGGCGUAGUCUCGGAAAGUGACUUUAAGGUGAACUACAUGGCUGAGGGUGGACUUGGAGGAGUGGGGCAAUGGGCCUCCCAAAUUAUUAAAAGAACUGUUUGUCACUUUUAGUUCUAGAGUUCAAAUUUACCCUCCGUAUUUAGACGUUUGUGCUCUAUAUUUCUUGAAACUCUCUGUGCCACGUUAUCUUUGAAUUCUAUCCCCCCGUGUACAUGGGUUAAUGUAAAACCAUUGUUUACCCUUUUCGGGUGCU
Populus euphratica (Euphrates poplar) is the source of this 2977-nucleotide messenger RNA. Its product is annotated as ARM REPEAT PROTEIN INTERACTING WITH ABF2-like. Gene Ontology annotation, molecular function: protein binding. The coding region runs from base 160 to 2337 and encodes 725 amino acids. Lineage: Eukaryota; Viridiplantae; Streptophyta; Magnoliopsida; Malpighiales; Salicaceae. The transcript is spliced from 19 exons. The record is from RefSeq and is a predicted model, not a curated record.